Aureobasidium subglaciale EXF-2481 is the source of this 1425-nucleotide messenger RNA. RefSeq lists its product as uncharacterized. The transcript has a single exon. Bases 1 to 1425 code for a protein of 474 amino acids. Lineage: Eukaryota; Fungi; Ascomycota; Dothideomycetes; Dothideales; Saccotheciaceae. The record is from RefSeq and is a predicted model, not a curated record.
AUGGCUUCCUCGGCACCUCAGGAAGUACUGUCUCUCAUCGUACACCACCUGGCGCAAUUGGACAAAAAUCUGUCGCGUUACACGCUGGUCAACAAGUCUUGGCAGGCCGCUUUCGAGAAACAGAUCUAUACAUCAAUCGUCGUGCGUAGUCCAUCUGAUGUGACGACUAUCACAGUCAGUGACGAAGAACGACACGAUAAACAUGGAAUCCCAUUGGACAUCUUGAUCAACAUUACCAGCGGACCACAGGAUUGGCAGCGAACUCGGCGUACAUAUGUGCGUCACAUUCUCUACAGAGUUGCAGUCCCGUACUGGUUGAGCGAAGCCCGCGAAAAAGAUGACGACUACACGUAUGAUAAUGUAUGCCGGCGCGGGAAUAAUCAAGCGUUCUCGAAAGGCGUCUGCCAAUUGUUCGAGCAUCUAUCGACUUGGACCAAUCAGGAAAUUUCCUUCCAGAUAGCCUUGCAAGCAGAAGAUGCUUCCACCGACGAGGAAAGCGGUGAGCCAGAGUCGAUACCAACGACCGGCACGGAAGACUCGAUUGCUCCGUAUCGUGCAGAGUUCCUGCCCAGACUUUCUUUGCUGCGUGCGUCAUGCAUCACAUCAUUGGAGUUCCCUGAGCUCGUGACUCCUGCAAUGAUGCAUUGGGAAGACGACAGCGCACCUCAACUACCGUGUUUCGAGAACAAGAUUUCUCUACCUGCUUGCUUGGCUAUCGCGUCAGCAUGUGGCGCUCUGAAAGAUAUUCGAUUAAGUGGCGGAGACGAUAUUCCCUCGACCGAGCCCGACAUGCGUUCCAGCAGGCGGACCGCGGCUGCCGAAGGAUUUUCCCAGCUUCCACAAACUGUCAGAGAUGUCACCCUAUGCUGGAGCUCGCCCUUAGAUGACGAGAUCCCCGAACCCAGAAAUCUAAACGAAAGCGCUGAGCAAGAUCUUUUGUGCGUAACGCUUCACAAGGUCUCCAUGCAGUUGCAACAUUUGCGUAUAGAAAAUUUGGAGGUUUUCCCUGAGCUCUUCUGCGCCAAUGGGGUUUCAGAUGAAGCACAUUGGCCAUAUCUCGAGACGCUUCGCUUGGACCAAGUCUCGGCGGACGCACUGUUUGGUGGCGUGGCAAGAUAUGCCGAUGGCGCUACCCCGGAGGAUGCGCUCACGAAGCAAUACAUUGACGACCUCUACACGAGUCUUGGCCACGCCGCGCAGAAGAUGCCUUGCCUGAAAAGUGUUGUACUCAACUUUGCCAGCCUUGGUCACGAGCUUAGGCUGCUCCUCAAGGACGAGCGGCGGAUUCUGCGGAUUUACCUGAUGAAGGACUAUAGGCCAUCUUCUGAAGUCCUGAAAGCUUGGAAAGUACCUGGAGGUAGCCUACAGCCUUGCAGGAGUAGAUUUUGGCAGGAGGCUACAUAUUCAUCAUGGCCACCUUCUUAA